UUUCUUCAUUUCUGUUCUUUCAUUUGUCAUUUCACACACUUACGCAUACACACAUCUCUAUUAUUGAUACAACCAACGAGUACUCAGCAUGGAUGUUGAAAAAGAAAAUGUUAUCGACGAGGGUCUUUACUCCCGUCAGCUAUACGUUCUUGGUCAUGAGGCCAUGAAGAAGAUGGGUACUUCCAACAUUUUGAUUGUUGGUCUCAAGGGUUUGGGGAUUGAAAUUGCCAAGAACGUGGUCCUCGCUGGUGUCAAGAGUGUUACGCUUUAUGACCCUGCCCCUGUCCAGCUUACAGACUUGUCGACUCAGUUCUUCUUGACUAAGGAAGAUAUUGGCAAACCCCGCGAUGUCGUCUCCCGGCCACGUCUUGCAGAGCUGAACGCAUAUGUGCCCAUCAGCGUCUUGGAGGGGGAGUUGACCACUGACAAGCUUUCACAGUUCAAGGUUAUCGUCGUGACCGAGACCUCACUAGAAAAGCAGUUGGAGCUCAACGAAUAUGCACAUGCCCACGGAAUCUACUAUAUUUCUGCCGAGCUCCACGGCCUCUUUGCUCAGACCUUCAACGACUUUGGCAAGGGGUUCAACAUUGUCGAUGUUACUGGCGAGGAAGCACUUUCCGGAAUGGUUGCUGAGGUUUCAGCAGACAAUGAGGGCAUUGUUACCUGCUUGGACGAAACUCGCCAUGGUCUAGAGGAUGGUGACUAUGUCACCUUUGUGGAGGUCGUCGGCAUGGAGGCAUUGAACGGUUGCACACCAAGAAAGGUCAAGGUGCUUGGACCCUACACCUUCUCGAUUGGAGACACCUCUGGGUUGGGAACAUAUAUCCGUGGGGGACUUUUCCAGCAAGUCAAGAUGCCUAAGCAGCUGGACUUUUUGAACCUUAAGGAAUCUCUUCAGAAGCCCGAGUUCUUGAUUACAGAUUUCGGCAAGUUUGAUCGCCCUGCCCAGCUCCAUGUUGGAUUCCAAGCUUUGCACGCUUUUGCUGCUAAGCACGGUCGUCAACCUCGCCCAAGAAAUGAGGAGGAUGCCACAGAAGUGCUCGCUCUUGCAAACGAGAUUAACAACAAGGCUACCGAGAAGGCGGAGUUGGAUGAAAAGCUGAUUCGUGAACUCUCUUAUCAGGCUAUUGGAGAUUUGUCGCCCAUGGUCGCUGUUAUUGGUGGCACUGUCGCUCAGGAAGUUCUUAAGGCAUGCACAGGAAAGUUCAGUCCUAUUCAUCAGUGGAUGUACUUUGAUUCCCUGGAAUCUUUGCCUACAACAGUCAACUUGACGGAGGAGGCAUGUCAGCCCAUCGGCUCUCGCCACGACAACCAGAUCGCUGUCUUUGGCAGAGAAUUCCAGGAGAAGAUUGAGAACUUCAGAGAGUUCCUUGUCGGUGCAGGAGCCAUCGGAUGCGAGAUGCUUAAGAACUGGGCGAUGAUGGGUCUUGGAACUGGACCCAAGGGAAAGAUCCACAUCACGGAUAUGGACACGAUUGAGAAGAGUAACUUGAACCGUCAGUUCUUGUUCCGUCCAUCAGACGUUGGAAAGCUAAAGUCGCGUUCGGCUGCGGAUGCGAUCGCCAAGAUGAACCCUGCCACGGUCGGCCAUGUCGUCGCAUACGAGGAGCGUGUUGGCGUUGAAAGCGAGAAGGUUUACGACGACGACUUCUUUGCCAACCUGGACGGUGUCACCAACGCACUCGACAACCUCGAUGCCCGCAAGUACAUGGAUAGACGCUGCGUCUACUUCCGCAAAUCGUUACUGGAGUCAGGAACGCUCGGUACUAAGGGUAACGUCCAGGUCGUUGUUCCAUUCGUAACAGAGUCCUACUCCUCGUCCCAGGAUCCCCCAGAAACAUCUAUUCCUCUCUGCACCCUCAAGAACUUCCCCAACGCCAUUGAGCACACGAUCCAAUGGGCCCGUGAUGCCUUUGAGGGAUUCUUCAAGCAGCCAGCCGAGAAUGCCAACCUUUAUCUCAGCCAGCCCAAUUACAUUGAGGGUCUUUUGAAGGACAGAGGUAACAGCACUGAGACCUUGAAGACGAUCGAGAAGUACCUGGUUUCAAACAAGCCCUUGAGCUUCGAGGAGUGCAUUACCUGGGCCCGCCUUCAGUUUGAGGAGCAGUUCAACAACAACAUCCAGCAGCUUUUGUUCAACUUCCCCAAGGACUCUGUCACCUCCUCAGGAACGUUGUUCUGGAGUGCUCCCAAGCGUCCCCCAACCCCUCUCGUGUUUAACGUUGAUGACCCCGCCCACCUGGAGUUCAUUAUCGCGGCAGCCAACCUCCACGCGUUCAACUAUGGAUUGAAGGGAGAGACAAACCCAGAGAUCUUCCGCCAGGUGCUGUCAAACGUCAUCGUUCCCGAGUUCAAGCCCAAGUCUGGUGUCAAGAUCCAGGUGACCGAGAGCGAGACCUUGCCCACAGAAGAUAGCGAUCAAGCCGAGUUGCAGAAGUUGAUCGAUACCCUCCCAGCGCCCUCGACCCUUGCUGGGUACCGCCUCCACCCUGUCGAGUUUGAGAAGGAUGAUGACACCAACUUCCACAUCGAUUUCAUCACGGCAACAUCAAACUUGCGUGCAUCUAACUACGGCAUCAACCCUGCGGACAAAUAUCGUACCAAGUUCAUUGCAGGUCGUAUCAUUCCUGCCAUUGCGACAACAACAGCCAUGGUGACUGGAUUGGUCUGCUUGGAGCUGUACAAGAUCAUCGAUAACCGCACUAAGAUUGACGACUACAAGAACGGAUUCGUGAACUUGGCGCUGCCGUUCUUUGGAUUCUCUGAGCCAAUUGCUGCACCCAAGUUCAAGUACCACGAGACGGAGUUCACGCUGUGGGACCGCUUUGAGAUCAAUCAGGAUGUGACACUGCAGGAAUUUAUCGACUACUUCAAGAACGAGCACGAGCUCGAGAUUGCGAUGAUUUCCGCGGGCGUUAGCAUGUUGUACACUUCAUUCAUGCAGAAGGACAAGAAGAAGGAGCGUUUGCCAAUGAAGUUCUCGAAGCUGGUGGAGACGGUCUCGAGGAAGAGUACGCCUCCUCACGUCAAGGCCUUUACGGUCGAAGUGGUGUGCUAUGACCGCGAUGGCGAGGAUGUUGAAGUGCCAUAUGUCGUGGUCAGGUUCCGUUAAACUAGGGAGCUCACUUCUGUCGAUAAAAAAAAAGGGUCCCUUUGUGAGCAAAAUAAAGUGAAUUGUACAGAUGCACUGCAGAAAGGGCACUUGUGGUAAUGGUGCAGCACAAAUUCUUA
Gamsiella multidivaricata is the source of this 3231-nucleotide messenger RNA. RefSeq names its product ubiquitin-activating emzyme E1. Gene Ontology annotation, cellular component: cytoplasm; SUMO activating enzyme complex. Bases 89 to 3112 code for a protein of 1007 amino acids. NCBI's taxonomy places the organism in Eukaryota, Fungi, Mortierellomycota, Mortierellomycetes, Mortierellales, Mortierellaceae. The record is from RefSeq and is a predicted model, not a curated record. Gene Ontology annotation, biological process: protein sumoylation. The transcript has 7 exons. Gene Ontology annotation, molecular function: SUMO activating enzyme activity.